AUGGUCUCUACUACGACUUCGUCAACAACCACUUCACAGACAAUACGAGAAAGGGUUUUGGCUCGUAUGCAUGAUUUUACAACUUAUCAAGCAACACGAGUAGCAUUAUAUAAAGAGUUUGAAGAAGCAUUUGCACAAAAUCUCAACACGACAGCGACAACAAUCAACACAACUUCGUCUACAACAGGCUCAAAUCUCACUUGCACAGAUGAAGAAUUCGCUUUAGUCUGUCGUAUUACUACCGAUGGAUUCAACGAAGUUUCCCAAGACAUACGAGCUGUAGAACAAGAAUUAUUGAAUAUCAACGCCAAUGAGCAAGAAGAAGGGAUUGAUCAAAUGGUACUUGAUGAGACUAAAGAACUGGCUACAUUUAUUAGACAGCUGCAAGAGUUGGAAAGGGAGAAAUUGAAAUUGUAA
Ambispora leptoticha is the source of this 417-nucleotide messenger RNA. The record is from the annotation of a GenBank genome assembly. NCBI's taxonomy places the organism in Eukaryota, Fungi, Glomeromycota, Glomeromycetes, Archaeosporales, Ambisporaceae.